UCGCUGUCUCUCUCUUAAUAACUCUCAGGCCAUACUUCGUUGUUGGGUGGGUCUGAGAGGGUCCGAGCUUCGUCCAUUCGUUUCGGGGAGGGGGGGUUGGCGACAGCGGAGCCCCGUGAAAGUUUUCAUGUGAAGUUUCGCAAUUGGGUCGGUCUGGUUUCGCCUUUUCGUGAUCCAGUUCAGGUGAUUGGAGUGCGUUCGGUCUCUUUCCCCGUCCUUUUCCACCCCCAGACAGCCCCCUUUUGUGCUGUCAGCGGUCGCUGCAUUGCAUUCCUCCUCCUCCUCCUUUCUUGCGCCGUUCUUGGGUUUCCCUUCUCUCCGGCACGGAUGUGGUGGGAUCUCUUCUAGGGCUUUCGGGAGGCGGAGGAGGGUUGGAGAGAUUCGCGGUUGCGAAUCCGGGGUGUUCGCCGUUUUGCACGUGGGAGGAGAAAGCUCGUGUACCCUGAAAGCGAAGCGGUCUAAGAAGCAUUAAAGCUCCUGUCUUUUCUGGGAUUGAAUUGAUAUCAAGGGACUGUGCAUCUCAUUUAUGUGUUUUCGUCUGCGACUUCGAGAAGGGAGCCGUUAUCCACGCGAAGUACUCGGCGAAUUUAAACGGAAUCUGGAAGAAGUUGGGGGCUCUGACUAGGAAAAAGAGAGACUUCAUGGAAAUGAGAGUCUCGUUUAUGAUGGGCAGAUGGUGAGUCGACGAAUUUCGGCUUUGUGUGGGGGGGUUGUGUGAUGGUCUGAACAAUCUUUCGACGUUCUGCAGGAUCUACCACAUAAUUUGAACUUCAGAGAAUGCGAUAUCCUGUGAUUUGUUUCCUUAUCAACCGAGAUACUCUGCCUUGGGGGCGUUAAUGUUCUUAAGAUGACUAGGGCCGUCCGAAACAGGGUCCUUAAGGAUGUGAAUGGUGAUAUAAGCGACCAUCUUCGGAACCACAUCCACUUGACUAAUUGCAUUCAUCUGAAGAACCAUAUGCACAAGCACAGCCCCAUGUUGGCUGACAGGUCUUUGAUGAGAGAUCUCAUCGUCCUUCAGAGGUCGCGAUCUCUCAGGGACCCAUCUGCUAGUCCUCCCUCAUGGCAUUCUCCUUCCGUGGCCGACCUUCUCACCAAGCAUGGUGGGAAGGAUAUCAUUCAGGAAGGAAGAAGGUCAGUUGGCAUUGAGCGGCCGAGGCAAGGAAGGAGGUUAUCAGGAAGCUCGCCGCAGUUUGCUGGUUUAACAGCAUCAAGAGUUGAUCCAGGAGAGGACAAUGAACGUGAUGAUGCGGCACCGGUAGUUAGUGAGCAGAGUAGCAAGAGUGAAUUGCGUGAUUCUAGAAGAAUUAGGAGAGAACACGUUCGGAAAAGCAGUAAAGAGGAUUUUUUCGGUGGGAAUGAGGAUCCUAUACUAGGUAUGGAUGGAAAUGAAUCUCUCCGUGACAUUUUUUCCGGAAAAUCUGACUCUAGAGAAAGAAAGUACAGAGAAAAGGGAAAACGUGUUCAAGAUUCUCAAGUCAAGACCCUAUCUGAGCAGUUGAAUGAUGUUCGGAUAGAUAGUGAUGAUUUGGCAUCUUCUAACAUUCAUCCUCAAGGAAGAAGUUUGAGAAUGGAGAAAUUUAGCAGGGAACCUGAAAGUGGUGCUCGCAAAUACGGUAGCACUUCUAAUAGGGUAAAAAGGCGCAAGUUCCGUGGGGCUAAAAGAAGUCGUGCUGCAGUAGCUUCCAGAGAUACUGUAGCUCAUAAUGAAAUGUCUGUGGCUUCAAAUUCUCUAGCUCACGAUUCUGUGCGGCCAACGCAUCACAUGGAGGAGGAGGAAGAAGAAGAAGAUUACGGGGGCCAAAAUGUCACUAGAGCUCCUAGGAAUGGGUGUGGGAUCCCGUGGAACUGGUCAAGAAUACAUGACAGAGGCAGAACAUUUCUUGACAUGGCAGGAAGGAGCUUGUCUUGUGGCUUGUCAGAUAAGAAAGGGAGUCCAGCUUCUCGGAGGAGAGGUUUAGCUAACAUUCCGGUGGAUUUGGACAGUGCAAGCUCAUCCAUGAAAUCUGAUGCAGAAGCAUUGCCUCUACUCAUUGGGUCACAGGACAGCACUGAAAAUGUCGAUAGGGGACAUGAUUAUUCUGGAGAGUUAGGCAUUUUUGCUGAUCAUCUGCUGAAGCAUGAUGUGGAUUCUGACCUUGCUUCUGAAGCUAGAUCAGGCAACCGAAGCAGACCGAGACGGCAGCAGCAUCGACACCAAAAUCUGACCCAAAAGUACAUGCCUAAAGCUUUCAGAGAUCUUGUUGGACAGAAUCUGGUGGUGCAAGCUCUCUCUAAUGCUGUUAAUAGACGAAAGAUUGGGUUACUGUAUGUGUUUUAUGGACCCCAUGGCACUGGAAAAAGCUCUUGUGCUCGCAUAUUUGCUAGAGCUUUGAAUUGCCAAUCCUCAGAGCGUCAAAAACCUUGUGGGUAUUGCGGUUCCUGUAUUGGUCAUGAUAUGGGAAAAAGUCGAAAUAUAAGGGAAGUUGGUCCUGUUAGUAAUUUUGAUUUUGAGAGCAUUAUGGAUCUCCUUGACAGCAUGAUUGUGUCAAAGCUGCCUUCAGCAUACAGAGUGUUCAUUUUUGAUGAAUGUGAUACACUUUCUUCUGAUUGCUGGAGUGCUAUAAUAAAGGUCAUUGAUCGGGCACCCAGGCGGCUGGUGUUCAUUCUUGUCUGUUCAAGUCUUGAUGUUUUACCCCAUGUGAUAAUAUCUAGGUGCCAGAAGUUCUUUUUCCCAAAGAUUAAAGAUGCUGAUAUCAUAUAUACUCUACAAUGGAUCUCAUCAAAAGAGCAUUUAGAAAUUGAUGCUGAUGCUCUGAAGCUUAUUGCAUCACGAUCAGAUGGUUCACUAAGGGAUGCGCUGAUGACUCUAGAGCAAUUAAGUUUGCUUGGGCAGCGAAUCUCUGUCAUGCUCGUUCAGGAACUGGUUGGGCUCAUCUGUGAUGAGAAAUUGGUUGAUCUUCUUGAUUUGGCAAUAUCAGCGGACACAGUUAACACUGUCAAGAAUUUGAGAGUGAUAAUGGAAACUGGUGUUGAACCGUUAGCCUUGAUGUCACAGCUGGCUACAGUGAUCACAGAUAUACUGGCGGGAAGCUAUGAUUGGACAAAAGAAAGGCAUAGAAGGAAGUUUUUUCGACGACAACCAUUAACCAAAGAAGACAUGGAAAAACUACGCCAAGCUUUAAAAACUUUGUCUGAAGCUGAAAAACAGUUGAGGAUGUCCAAUGAUAAAUUGACGUGGCUAACUGCCGCAUUAUUGCAGCUAGCUCCUGAUCAACAGUACCUGUUGCCUAAUUCUUCUGCAGAGACAAGCUUUAAUCACAGUCCUUUGCCUGCGAACAAUAUAGGUUUUAGAGAGACAAUUGGGCAAGCUGGUGAACAUGCUGUCGUGCAUACGAGCAAGAGAGGCAUUUCAGCAAAUGAUAGAAUGCUAAAGGCCAAUAUUGGAAGUUCCUCUAAAAUUCAUAACAGCAACGAAAGCAAGGGUAUUAGAGUAGACAUGGCUGGACAAAGGAGCUUUGGCCUGGCUCCUCAGCAGGCAUCUUCACAAGCCGAUGGUGUAAGUACAAGCGGCAGGCCUGUUAUUGGCAAAACUUAUAAGAAUGUCCAAGACAUAUGGUUGGAAGUACUUGAGAGGAUCCAAAGUCCUAGCAUAAAGGAGUUCCUAUAUCACGAAGGGAAGUUAGUUGCAGUCAGUUUUGGGGCAGCUCCAACUGUGCAGUUGAUGUUUAGUUCACAUCUGACUAAAAAUACGGCAGAGAAAUUUGGGCGCCACAUCUUGCAAGCAUUUGAGUCUGCUCUUGCAUCACCGGUGACAAUCGAAAUUAGAUGUGAGCCAUAUAAAGAUAUGGCAGCUGGAGCUAAUGCCCCUCUAAACUUACCUGCACCCACAAACGGUUCAUCUCAUAUCAGAGACUCCACUGGCAUCAGCGGUCAGCCUCAUCUUGAAGUGGGUAAAAGUGAAAUAGUUGAACUAGAAGCUUCCUCUAGAGAGCUUAAGCAAAAUGAGCACGUCAAUAACAAUGCGAAAUUUGACCAAGGAGGCCUGGAAGUAGCUUCCCACAUUAAUUUGCCACCUUCAUUUCUGGAAAGAGUAAAAUCUAGUGAAAGGAACCCAAGCCGGAGCAUUGUGAGAGGCAAGGUGUCCCUUGCACAUGUAAUACAGCAAGCUGAAGGAUGCUCACAGCAUAGUGGCUGGUCGAGACGGAAAGCAGUUUCUAUCGCCGAAAAGCUUGAACAAGAGAAUCUGAGACUCGAACCUAGGUCUAGAAAUUUGCUUUGCUGGAAGACAUCUAGAGCAACUCGUAAAAAGCUCUCUCGCUUGAAAAUUAGAACGAGGAGGCCACACGCACUGCUGAAGUUUGUUACCUGUGGGAGGUGUCUAUCAAGUAAGUCUUCGAGAUAAUUCAUUGGGAAUUCUUGGGAUGUAAAAUCUGCGGCUGCCUUCAACUUAGUAGAAUCUACAAGAAUUUUCUGCUAGAUUGAAAGUCGAUUUUAUUAGUCUCGUCUGUUUAGAUUGAAUAAUAAGGUGAGGUAUAUUGACUGGAAGUUGUAGGAACAGAAAUUAUUAGCUCAGUUUAUUUUUAAUGAAUUUCAUUAGAUUCAA
Molecule: messenger RNA, 4582 nt
Organism: Syzygium oleosum
Lineage: Eukaryota; Viridiplantae; Streptophyta; Magnoliopsida; Myrtales; Myrtaceae
Product: protein STICHEL-like 3
Exons: 6
Coding region: 848-4381 (1177 amino acids)
Biological process (GO): DNA repair; DNA-templated DNA replication
Cellular component (GO): nucleus; DNA replication factor C complex; DNA polymerase III complex
Molecular function (GO): ATP hydrolysis activity; DNA clamp loader activity; ATP binding
Source: RefSeq, a predicted model, not a curated record